ACUAAUCACUUCACUUGCUACUUUCUAACUAAACUAUCCAAAUUAGUCCUGAUUGAAAACAUCAUCUCCAAAAAUGUACAAGUUAGCUAUCGUCUUGUCCGUCGCAGUUGUGGUGGCGCUUUUUGCAGGAGCCUCGGCUGGCAAGCUGGAAGGAAAGAAGAUGAAGGACGGUCACCACAAGCACCACAACCUGACCUGCAAGGGGGAGGCAAUCAACAUGAAGGGCAUGUUUGUGGGAAAGAAGGAAUGCUACGACGAGAUCUUUGGAACAUCUGCAACCACCGUCAACCCGAAAACGAUGACGGAGGAGGCUAAAAAAGAGAGGAUUCAGAAAUGGAAGGACAAUGCAUUGUGCAUGGAAGUGUGCACAAUGAAGAAGCAGAAAACUCUCAACGCUGACGGAACUUACAAUGCACUUGAGGCUGAAAAAUGGGUGAAAGCAAUUUUCCCCAGUGCAGUUCAAUCCGCAUUGAAGAAGGCUUUUGACGACUGUGCAUCCACAAAUGGCAAAUCCUUCAGUAUGGACAACAAAUGUGCUGGGUACAAAGCUUUCAGACAAUGCAAAGUGAAGUCAGUUAUGGAGAUUUGCGAAUUCAAAAAGGGAGAAGUUCCAGAGGACAAUUGAAUCACAAUCAUCUCUGGCACAACAUUUGGCUAUUUACAUAUGUAUAACUGGUAACGAAAUUAAUAGAACAUGCUAAAAUUAAAAUACGUUCUCCUUCAACGCUAAAUGAACUAAAUCGAGUUAAUAAAAUCCCAUUUAUACCUA
Molecule: messenger RNA, 769 nt
Organism: Folsomia candida
Lineage: Eukaryota; Metazoa; Arthropoda; Collembola; Entomobryomorpha; Isotomidae
Exons: 6
Coding region: 74-625 (183 amino acids)
Molecular function (GO): odorant binding
Source: RefSeq, a predicted model, not a curated record